CAAAAGAAGACAAAAGAAACAAUUCAGUUGUUAACUUUACCUUUGGGGUUUCCUUCACAAUUUGUAGUCAAAAUGUAUUAGGAAUAUUUUGUAUGUAUAUAUUCUUUGAAAAGUCAGAAGACCACAAAUAAAUUUUUUCUUUUUAAUUUUAUCACAUUAAAAAUUUUCUGUAUAUGAGCUCUAUGCAGGCCCAUCAUGCGAUGCCUGAUUUCCGGUGCCGGAAUAACUGUCAACACAAGGAGUGCCAGCGCCAUGCACCACUUGGAAUCAUUGAUCAGCACACCCAAUGCAAGUGUCUGGGCGAGGUGAAUGCCUCAUCGAUAUUCCUGGAAAACGUACUGGACUUAGCUAAUACAUUAGCACAGAUUAUGAUUAUAUGCGGAUUGCACGAGUGCAAGGCCAAGUCAACCGUCGACAUUAUAACGUAUGCCUUUCUGCACUAUGAUCAGGUAUGUUACUGCAUCGAUACGGUCCCCAAGAAACGACUUCGCAAAGAGGAUCUCUUCCACGAGCUGGGCAAGAAGUCCCUGAUGAACAAGGUGGAGGCACAUCUGGCCUACAACAUCAUCAAGCGCGGCUUCAAAGCCUUCUACUAUGAGCCGAAUCAGGAGCUAACCUACGACGACCAGGGCAGACCCAGCUACAACGAUGAGUGCGUCUGGGUACAUGCCGCACGCAAGAGUGCCGAGAGUUAUGCACGCUUCGACGGCCUCUCCUGCAACGAGCAGUUGGCCUACGAGGCGAAAAUCAAGAUUGCCUACAAGAAGUUCUACGAUCGUAUGCAGACACGCAAGCGGCAGCCAGAGGGUGAUGAUUGCAACUGUUGUUUCUGUGCCAAGAAGCGGGGACAUCUUGUCUACGCCAAGGAGCCGGUGCCUUGCAGUACCAAGCGCAAGCCGAAGCAUGUGUGCCCUUACUGCUGCAAGAAGAAGCAGAAGCAGCAGUAUACGCAUCCCGCCCGCCAGCUCGGCAAGUGCCCCAAGUGCCACAAGUUACGCAAGUUCUGCUGCUGCACCAAGAUGGACUUCAAUUUGCAAUGGGUGAAGAGUAUCUGGGAUCGCCCCGAUUUCAAUCAGUAUUAUAAGAACGAAAUUUCCGAGAUCGAGCAGCGUCUUAUAAAGGGAGCAUGCUGGCUGCCGCCAGAGCCGAUUGCCGCGGACUUUGCCGAAGAAGAGGGCGAGGAGGAGGGCGAAUAUUCGCCCGAAGCCCAAUUGGCUCUAGGUGGCAGGAGCGUAGGAAAACCACCCAAAGAUGACGAAAAAGAAGAGGAAGCGCCGGCACCCUCGAUUGGUACCGAAAAUACUGCUGAAUCUGCGGCCGAAGCAAAGGAUGGGGAGGAAUAAAUUUUCAAUGCUUAAUAAUGAACUAUUUUAGGCAUAAAUCAAAAUUACCUAAACUUAUAAAAAUAAAUCUAAAUGCAGUUGUUGACUCAUAAA
Messenger RNA from Drosophila grimshawi, 1436 nucleotides. RefSeq lists its product as uncharacterized. Bases 174 to 1343 code for a protein of 389 amino acids. The record is from RefSeq and is a predicted model, not a curated record. The transcript has a single exon. NCBI's taxonomy places the organism in Eukaryota, Metazoa, Arthropoda, Insecta, Diptera, Drosophilidae.